Paramecium sonneborni is the source of this 361-nucleotide messenger RNA. The record is from the annotation of a GenBank genome assembly. Lineage: Eukaryota; Ciliophora; Oligohymenophorea; Peniculida; Parameciidae.
AUGAUGGAUGAUGAUUUCUUUAUGUUUUAUUAUAAGAGUAUAUUGUGUCAGUUUUUAAUCAUAAUUGGUAGGAUUUUUUUAGAAAGCCAUAAAUUUAUAAUUAAAUUCCAAUCGCUUGUUUAAAUUGGAACACAGGAAAAUAUAUAUUAGAGUACUAUAAUGAAUGUUGAGAAGGAUUUAAUUGUUGUAAAUUUAGUGGUUAAAAAGAACUUGUAUAUCUUCCAAUGUUAUUUAAAACAAAAUAAUGUAUUAAAUUAAAAUUGUUCAAAGAGUGAUUGUUCAUUUUAUUAUAAUAUUUAAGAAAAAAAGUAAAAUAGAAUAAAUUUGAUAAUGGAUGCAUUGAUUAAUUAUGUCAAUUGAG